AUGCAAUUCCUAUACUUGACCGCGGGUCUGGCCGCGAUGGUUCUGUCGGUGGCAGCAGCACCUGUGGCUCCUCAGGCAUAUAGCCGUCCAACCAAUUUGAUCGCUGCGGAAUCGGCUGCACAGGCCUAUGGCAAUGAGAAGGCUCUCCGAGUCCCCGCCGCGAGAGAUGCGGGUGCAAAAGCUGCCCAAGCAUACGGCAAUGAGAAGGCUCUCCGAAUCGUUGAUCAGAGAGACGCUGGUGCUGAAGCCGCACAAGCAUACGGCAACGAGAAGGCUCUUCGGAUCGUCGAUCAAAGAGAUGCUGGUGCCGAAGCCGAAGCUGCACAAGCUUACGGCAACGAGAAGGCGCUUCGCAUCGUCGAUGAUGCUUAA
Cercospora beticola is the source of this 372-nucleotide messenger RNA. RefSeq lists its product as uncharacterized. The record is from RefSeq and is a predicted model, not a curated record. Lineage: Eukaryota; Fungi; Ascomycota; Dothideomycetes; Mycosphaerellales; Mycosphaerellaceae.